AUGGGGCCGUGGCAGUGGCCGCUGCUCUGGUGCUUGCAUGCGGCGCUGGUCCGCACAACCAUCCUCACGGGGGGCCAGCGCCCACAGGAGAGACCCCCCCAGCCGCCGGGAUGGUCCCCGGCCCCGUCGUCCUCCUGGGCGCCCACGCUGGAGCCGGGAGCGGCGGGGGACCCCCAGGACUCGGCGGCGGCACUGGCUUUCCUGCAGACAGGCGAUGCGCAGCAGCUGGCCCGGGUCAACUGCAGCCGGGGCGUCGCGGCGGGGGCACCCGGCCCUGGCCCCCCCCCGGCACUGCGUGCCACCCUGCGUGCCGCCCCCGAGGCGCUGGCCCAGGCCGCCAACUUCCUCAACAUGCUCUUCCAGACCAACGACAUCCGCGAAGCCAGCGUGGCCGAGGACGUGGAGUGGUACCAGGCGCUGGUCCGCAGCCUGGCAGAGGGGCACCCAUGGGUGCGCCGGGCGGUGCUUGCCCUCGACGCCCACCCGCUGGCCACCAAGCCCCGGCUGAUGCUGCAGGCCACCAAGGGGGACAGCGAGAUCCUGCUGCAGGACGUCUCUUCUGCCGCCCCCAGCCUCGGCAACCUCAGCUGGGACAACGAGUGGUUCAACGCCCUCAGGUCCCAGCGGACCCUCCUUCUCCGCAAGCGCGUGCUCAGCAAUGACCUGCGCAGCAUGGAGACCCCCAAGUGGCAGCGGGGCGACAGCUACGUGGGGGAGCCGGGCCACGUGCGGUGGUCCCCGCCGUUCCUCGAGUGCCGGGAUGGCAGGUUCCUGCCCGCCUGGGCGGUCACACUCUCUGCCGCUUUCUACGGGCUCAAGCCGGACCUCAGCCCAGAAUUCAAGGGCGUCGUGCGGGUGGACAUCGAGCUGCGGGAUGUGGCCAUCGACCAGUGCGCCAGCGGGCCGGGCUGGUUUGCGGACACGCACCGCUGCGACCUCAACAGCACCCAAUGUGUCCCCCAGGAAAGCCGCAGCUUCGUCCUCGGGAGGUACCUGUGCCGGUGCAAGCCGGGCUUUUACGGGGCCGGCGGAGUGGCCAGCAGUGCCUGGGCAGGCGCGGCGGGGGCGGACGGGGGGUCCCGGCUGGCAUGCCGGCCCUGCCGCCGGGGAUGCGCCACCUGCGAGGACGACGCACCCUGCCUGAUCCAGGAGGACCGGGCGCUGCGGGCAGCCGUCCUCUCCUGCCAGGCCUUCUGCAUGCUGGCCGUCUUCCUCAGCAUGCUCGUCUCCUACCACUUCCGACGGAGCAAGAGGAUCCGGGCAUCAGGAGUCGUCCUCCUGGAGACGAUCCUCUUCGGGUCCCUCCUCCUCUACUUCCCCGUGUUUAUCCUGUACUUCAAGCCGAGCAUCUUCCGCUGCAUCGUCCUGCGCUGGGUGCGCAUGCUCGGCUUCGCCAUCGUCUACGGCACCAUCACCCUCAAGCUGCACAGGGUGCUGAAGGUGUUCCUGUCCCGCACGGCCCAGCGCGUGCCCUACGUGUCGAGCGAGCGGGUGCUGAGGAUGCUGGGGCUGAUCCUGCUCCUGGUGCUGUGGUUCCUGGCGGCCUGGACCAUCGGCAUGCUGGAGAACGUCGACAAGAACAUCCCGCUGGUGAUCCGCACCCAGACGGCCCACGGGCUCCACUUCUACAUCUGUGGCCAUGACCGCUGGGACUACAUGAUGGUGAUCGCUGAAAUGCUGUUCCUGCUGUGGGGCAGCUUCCUAUGCUACGCCACGCGCACCGUGCCCUCCGCCUUCCACGAGCCCCGCUACAUGGGCAUCGCGCUCCACAACGAGCUCAUGAUCUCGGCCACCUUCCACGUGGUCAGGUUCAUCAUGGUCCCCUCACUGCACCCCGACUGGACCCUGCUGCUCUUCUUCGCUCACACCCACAGCACCAUCACCAUGACCCUGGCGCUGCUCUUCAUCCCCAAGUUCCUGCACGCCGGCUCGCCGCUGCGGGAGGAGAUCGCGGCUGAGGUCUACGAGGAUGAGCUGGACAUGCGGCGCUCGGGCUCCUGCCUGAACAGCAGCAUCGCGUCUGCCUGGAGCGAGCACAGUCUCGACCCCGAUGACAUUCGGGAGGAGCUGAAGAAGCUUUACACGCAGCUGGAGGUGCACAAGUCGCGGAGGAUGGCAGCCAACAACCCCCACCUCCCCAAGAAGCGCAGCUCCCGCCGCAGCCUGGGCCGCUCCAUCGUGCGCCGCGUCGCUGAGCUGCCCGAGGCCGUGGCACGCCGCAGCAGCGGCGGGGAGCAGGUGGGCACCCCAGCACGCCACGGCUCCUCGGCCAAGCGGCUCCCCAACGCCAGCGGCACCAGCCUGCGGAUACGGAGUGAUGGCUCCCGGCGCCGCGCCGCAGCCCUGCGCAAGUCCCGCAGCACCGAGGGUCCCACGCAGGAGCCCUGGGGAGGCUCGCCUGCCCUCGGCCCCCCUGGGGAGCCUGUGCCAGGGAGGAAGACGAUGGCGGUGAUGGCCUCGGAGCAAUCCGACAGCGAGUCCCUCGACGCUGCCCCGCUGGUGUGCAAGUCGGCCAGCGCCCACAACCUGGCGGGGCACGAGCAGCACCCCCAGCUCCGCGCAGCCCCCUUGCAGAAGUCACUCAGCGUCAUCGCCGGUGCACGGGAAGAGGCCCUGCUCGCCACCAGCCGAGCCGCGCGGGAGGAGUGGCAUCACAACUGGCACCCAUCCGCCCUGUCCCCCCAAAGCCCCGGUGCAGCUGGUGCCCUCCCGCCAGCCAGCUCCAGCCCCGCCGAGGGGUGCUCCCAGGAGGACAUGUCCCCCCCGGGUGAUGGCAAGAUGCAGAAACACGUCACCUACGCACCCAUCAAGAGCAUCAGUGUUGACAGCUCCCAUCUCCCCGGGCGGGUGCGGGUGGCGGUGAGGAGGACCCCCCCGCUGCCCCCCGUCCGCUACCAGAGCCUAGUGCAGCGUGCCGCGCCGGCGGGCGACAGCCCAGAGCCAGCGGAGCCACCCACGGACCCCCCAGCACGGGCGGGAGAGCCAGAGAGGACACCAGAGGGGUCUGCGGAAGAAAAGCCGGGGCGUGCGUCCCCCCCGGCAGGGAAGGGCAGGCUGCUGACCGCAGCGUCCAUCCCGGCACAGGUCUGCCCCUGGGAGCUGGUCCAGGAGGAGAUCCUGAGCUGGAAGCAAAAAGCUGCCGAAGCAGCAGACUCGGGGACCCCCGGUGAUGCAGCAGCCACCCCCCCCAGCCUCAAGCCACCCAUCCAGAAGACCUCCCUGCGGGGCCUGGGACUCGCCAUCAAAGCCUUCAACCGCUCCAGGGGGAAAAGCAUCCUGAGAGGGAAGAGGGAGGGCGAGGGGAGCCUCAGGAGGAGGGGGUGCGAGCGGGAAGCGGGGGGCAGGAGGGAGAGGCCCAGCCUGGCAGACAUGUCCGCUGUGUCCCUUGGGGCGAUCGGCCGAGACCCCACCGCCAAAAGCCCCGAGUGGAGCAGGCGGAGGCCCGGCAGCGAGCCCACCGCCCGCCCGCGGCACGGGGAGACGGGAGCCCCGGCUGUCCCCGCAGGAAAAGGAGCCUUGCUGCGCCAGGAGGCGAUUGCUUCCCAGGAGGACAGCGGGGUCCCGCUGGGUGGGGAGAGCCCGGCCAAGGUGCUGGAGAAGGGGGGCAGCCAGCCCGAGCCCCUCGGUCCCGGGGGGAGCUGGGCUGGGAAAGCCGGGAGCGCAGCGGGCAGGCAGGCAGUGGUCUGUCCUGGGGAAACCCAGGCAGAUGCAAGCAGUAAAACAGAAAUUUGCCCCUGGGAGGAGAGUGGGGGUGAGCACCGGGGGCCAGGCAGAGCCCCAGGGAAGGGCGGCAGCGAGGUGGAUCCCGGGUGCUCCGGGGAAGAGCCAGGCAUGGAAAAACGACCAGCAAAAACCCCAGAGCUGCCCAAAGCAGCUUCGGAGACAGCGGGCACAGCGGAGGACAGGAUGGCUGAGGUUUGUCCGUGGGAGACCGAGGAAGGAAAAAGGACCGUCAGAGCAGAAAUCUGCCCCUGGGAUGUGGAGGGGCGGGGAUCCCCCCGCCCCGGGGAAGGUGCGGAGCAGCCUGGCACAGGGCUCGCGGCAAAAGACCCGGCUCUGCCCAAAAUGUCAUCUAAGCAAGCAGGAGCCAUUGACAGCAAAAAGGCCAACAUUUGUCCAUGGGAAGUGGAGGAUGAGCCGCUUGCUAAAACAGAAAUCUGCCCUUGGGAAGCGCCUGCAGGGCCAUCGGGGACAGAGAGACCGAGUCAGGACACACGUGGGACUUCCAAAGGGGAAAACAAACCAGGAUCUGGAGGACUUGAAGAUAUCAAAGCAAAGCUGGCAGACACGGGUGGCCAUCAGCCAGACCACAGGGACACCAGGACCUUUGCAAAGCUCAUUAGGAAAAGCCCGGAGUGCUCAAAAGCAGAGUCCAAGACAUCCCAGAGCACGGUGAGCAUAAAGGAGGCGGUCUGUCCCUGGGAGAGCCUGGGCACGGAGCAGCCCCCAGAACAACCUCGUGCCAGGAGGGCAGCGCUGCCCAAAUCGCCUUCGAGGAAAUCCCAGAGCGUGGAGAGCCUGAAGGCAGAGGUCUGUCCUUGGGAGAGCCUGGGCAUGGAGCAGCUCCCAGAAAAACCCCACGCUGCGAGCCCCAUGCUGCCCAAAUCACCUUCAAAGAAAUCCCAGAGCGUGGAGAGCCUGAAGGCAGAGGUCUGUCCUUGGGAGGCUCUGGAGGUCAAAGUCACUGAUAAAGCAGAAAUCUGUCCCUGGGAUGCGGCUGCUCCACCAUCAGGUAAAGAGAAAUCAAGACAGGACAAAGGUGCUCUGUCCGUAGUGAGCAGAAGCCCUUCUACAGGUCAAGGUCUCUUGAAAGAGAUUGCAGACAGCACAUCUGCAAAGAAGGAGAAAGCUGAGGUCUGUCCCUGGGAGAGCCUGGGCAUGGAGCAGCCCCCAGAAAAACCUCGUGCCAGGAGCCCAGCAUUGCCCAAAUCGCCUUCAAGAAAAUCCCAAAACGUGGAGAGCCUGAAGGUGGAGGUCUGUCCUUGGGAGGCUCCGGAGGUUGAAGCCAGUGAUAAAGCAGAAAUCUGCCCCUGGGAUGUGGCUGCACCUUCCUCUGAUCAACCAAAGGCAAAGCAGGGUCCUGGGGGGGCUUCAAAGGGGGACAAGCGCAUCACGCGCCAGGCAGCGUUAGCCAGCCCGGUGAGAUCCCUGGAGAAGGGCAGCAGCGAGCGAGAGGCUGUCUGUCCCUGGGAGAGCCUGGGCACGGAGCAGCCCCCAGAAAAACCCUGUGCCAGGAGCCCAGCGCUGCCCAAAUCGCCUUCAAAAAAAUCCCAGAGCGUGGAGAGCCUGAAGGCAGAGGUCUGUCCUUGGGAGCUUGAACCCACUGAUAAAGCAGAAAUCUGUCCCUGGGAUGCGGCUGCUCCACCGUCAGGUAAAGAGAAAUCAAGACAGGACAAAGGUGCUUUGUCCAUAGUGAGCAAAAGCCCUUCUACAGGUCAAGGUCUCUUGAAAGAGAUUGGAGACAACAGCACGUCCAGGAAAAAGGAGAAAGCAAGCGGAGACCGUGAGUCCAUCUGUCCCUGGGAGAGCACGGACAUGGAGAGCUCCUCCACGGGGUAUGGCACGAAGAGCACAGAGCUGCUGAAAGCCACCGCCAAGAAAUCAGACAUCUUGGGGAGCACGAAGGCUGAGGUCUGUCCCUGGGAGAGCCUGGGCAUGGAGCAGCCCCCAGAAAAACCUCGUGCCAGGAGCCCAGCGCUGCCCAAAUCGCCUUCAAAGAAAUCCCAGAGCGUGGAGAGCCUGAAGGCGGAGGUCUGUCCUUGGGAGGCUCCAGAGCUCGAGUCCACUGAUAAAGCAGAAAUCUGUCCCUGGGAUGCGGCUGCUCCACCAUCAGGUAAAGAGAAAUUAAGACAGGACAAAGGUGCUCUGUCCAUAGUGAGCAGAAGCCCUUCUACAGGUCAAGGUCUCUUGAAAGAGAUUGCAGACAGCACAUCUGCAAAGAAGGAGAAAGCAAGCAGAGACCGUGAGUCCAUCUGUCCCUGGGAGAGCCUGGGCACGGAGCAGCCCCCAGCAAAACCCCACACCGGGAGCCCAGCGCUGCUCAAAUCACCUUCAAGGAAAUCCCAGAGAGUGGAGAGCCUGAAGCCUCCGGAGUUUGAAGCUGGUUUUAAAGCAGAAAUCUGCCCCUGGGAGGCAGCUCUACCUCUGCCAGAGAAAGGAGCAGCCCCGGGUAUGGCAGGCCUCCCACCGAAAAUAGCGGGUGCCUCCAAAGCACUGGAGAAGAGGAGUAGUGAGCAUGAGGCCAUCUGCCCCCAGGAGAGCCUGGGCACGGAGGAGCCCUCCCUGAAAACUGCAAUGCGGAAAGAGCCGUCCAAGAAGUCCGACAGCAUGGAGAGCAGGAAAUCUGAUAUUUGCCCCUGGGAAGGAGCAGAGCCCAUGGGCUUGGAGAAGGAAAGCUUCAAACCAGGCGUGCACCCAGAGGGAGCUGACAGAGCAUUCCCCCCGGGGACAGGGAAGUCAAAGCCGGUGGCAGAAGCCAGCACCAUGUCUCCAACAGCCCUGCUGAAAAAAUCCAAGGGCAGAUCUGACGGUGAGGCUGAGCACAAGCCCCUGUGCCGCAUCCUGCCGGGCAUCCAGCCCCCAAGGGGCCCCAGAGCAGAGCCACUGCCUCGGGGAGCGAGCGCGGCUCCCACGGCGGGCAGCAGCCCCAGCCCAGGCGCUAGUGUAGCCGAGGUUUGUCCCUGGGAAGCAGAAGAUACUCCGCCAGCAUCUAACAAGACCGGCACAGACACAGAGAAAACCUCUGAAGUGUGUCCAUGGGAGGUGGAGAGCGUGGAUCCCACCCCAACCCUCCGCAGGCAGGGCAGAGCCGGAGCGAGCCCCCAGGACAGAGGCAGGGGUGCGAGUGAAACUAAACCCGACGUCUGCCCAUGGGACCAUGAGUAG
Gavia stellata (red-throated loon) is the source of this 6885-nucleotide messenger RNA. RefSeq names its product G protein-coupled receptor 179 (gene GPR179). The transcript is spliced from 15 exons. The record is from RefSeq and is a predicted model, not a curated record. NCBI's taxonomy places the organism in Eukaryota, Metazoa, Chordata, Aves, Gaviiformes, Gaviidae. Gene Ontology annotation, biological process: G protein-coupled receptor signaling pathway. Gene Ontology annotation, cellular component: membrane. The coding region runs from base 1 to 6885 and encodes 2294 amino acids. Gene Ontology annotation, molecular function: G protein-coupled receptor activity.